UUUAUCUGUACAGGUGAAUAGUUGUACUGGAAAAAUGGGGAAGGCUGUUGCUGAAGCAGCUGUAUCCGCUGGUCUUCAGCUAGUUCCUGUAUCAUUCAGUGCCAUGGAGGUCCCUGAUGGAAAGUGUGAAAUCUGCGAUAGAGAAAUUUGUAUUCAUGACCCAUCUGAAAGUGAAAAAAUUCUCCCUUCCAUUGUUAAGGAGUACCCAGAUCUCAUAGUUGUCGAUUACACUGUGCCUGAUGCUGUCAAUGCCAAUGCUGAUCUCUAUUGCAAAUUGGGUUUGCCAUUUGUAAUGGGCACAACGGGUGGAGAUAGGCAACUGCUGCACAAAACCGUGCAGGAUGCGAAUAUUUAUGCUGUGAUAUCCCCGCAGAUGGGGAAGCAGGUUGUUGCUUUUCUUGCUGCCAUGGAAAUCAUGGCAGAGCAAUUCCCAGGUGCAUUUUCAGGUUACAAACUGGAGGUCAUGGAGUCUCAUCAAGCAACAAAAUUGGAUGUUUCUGGAACUGCCAAAGCUGUUGUCUCUUGCUUUCAGAAAUUGGGCAUAUCAUUUGACCUGGAUGAGGUAAAACUUGUAAGGGAUCCUGAGGAGCAGGUUACUGUGGUUGGUGUCCCAGAAGAGCAUCUCGCAGGUCAUGCGUUCCACAUGUACCAUCUCACCUCACCUGAUGGGACAGUUUCGUUUGAGUUUCAGCACAAUGUAUGUGGCCGUUCAAUAUACGCAGAAGGAACUGUUGAUGCUGCUAUGUUUCUCUACACAAAGAUACAAUCUGGAGCGACCAAGAAACUGUAUGACAUGAUUGAUGUCUUGAGAGAGGGCAACAUGAGAUGAGAUCCAUGGAGGCGGAUAGAUGAGUGCUUAUGUAGCCCUGAUUUGCAAGCUGAAAUUCUACCAUACCAAUUUUUUGUGUUAAGCACUUCAAUGUUUGGAUUAGCAACUUCAGGGAACAAAUUUAAUGGUCAGGGGCUUGAUUAAAUUGGCUGUUUCUGCUCGA
Setaria italica (foxtail millet) is the source of this 992-nucleotide messenger RNA. Its product is annotated as probable 4-hydroxy-tetrahydrodipicolinate reductase 1, chloroplastic. The transcript is spliced from 7 exons. The coding region runs from base 35 to 829 and encodes 264 amino acids. The record is from RefSeq and is a predicted model, not a curated record. Gene Ontology annotation, molecular function: 4-hydroxy-tetrahydrodipicolinate reductase activity; NADPH binding. Gene Ontology annotation, cellular component: chloroplast stroma. NCBI's taxonomy places the organism in Eukaryota, Viridiplantae, Streptophyta, Magnoliopsida, Poales, Poaceae.